Molecule: messenger RNA, 4793 nt
Organism: Spinacia oleracea (spinach)
Lineage: Eukaryota; Viridiplantae; Streptophyta; Magnoliopsida; Caryophyllales; Amaranthaceae
Product: late embryogenesis abundant protein ECP63-like
Exons: 2
Coding region: 3961-4416 (151 amino acids)
Source: RefSeq, a predicted model, not a curated record
UUUCAGAAGUGAUAACGUUGUUAAUAUCUUCAUGAUCAUCCACUUCGAUCAUCGCAUAUUCGCAUCAUACUACUAUUUUGUCUGAACAAACAAAAAGCCUUUGGAUCCUACUCCAUUCACCUUUUCUUUCUUGAUUAUCUUAAUCAAGAGAAGCAAAACUCUUUAGAUCUACAAUUGGAUGAUCAACAAUUAAGAGGUCUUUCAUUAAAUGAGAGUAAUAUUAAUAAUUGAUUAUGAAGAUUGUUGUUGUCUCAGGUAAUUGUAUUUUAACUUUUGCGAUUUGUCUUUUACAUUAGUAUGUUUGAUUUGAGUAGAAUUUUAAGUUAAUUUGGUUUUAUACAGUUUGUUUCUGCGUUUGUCUUUGUUCUUAUUCUGUUGUAGAAUUUGUUCUUUAUCUGAACUAAUUAUUUUUAGGGGUGUUUAUCUGUCAUUAAUUACUUAUGUCCUUUGUAAAGAAAAGUUAAUACUUUGUAUCGGAAGGCAUAGUUGAGAUAUAUGGUCAUGUACUCAGGUCAUACCGUCAGACCACUAAAAAUGGGUUUAGUCAGGGUCAGCCCAAAUGAUAUUUCUUGCAGUCAGCCCAAAGAAGAUAAGUUUUGAGUUUGAAUAGAGGAAUUUGGUUUUUGCGGUAACAAUUUCGUGGACAUUUUCAGUAACUUGGUCAAUUGCUUGAGCAAAAUAGGGGAAACAAAGAACAAAAACAUCAAAUAUGAAAAACAUCAAAUAUGAAAGACCUGUCACCAUUCUGCCGGUCAUUGUUACACAAGAGCUAUGUAUAAGUCGUAUUACUUAACAGUUAAUACUGAUGAAUAGAAUGACUUGUAGAGGCACAUUGAUUAAGGAAUCAACAUAAAAUGUUUAGUAAUUGUAAAAAAUUCGUAAUCAUUGACUAUUUUCCUUGUGAUCUAUACUAUAUAUUAAAAGGCGUCUAAAAUAAAGUAUACGUGACACGUGGCACUAUGCUUAUAGGUCGUUCGCUCCAUGUAAUCUUCAUAUACAUUAAAAAAAUGUCAAACAUGGUUUGCAUAAGGUUUGAACCUCUGACCUUGAGUUUAAACAAUGAAACUUUUGCCACUAAGCUAUUACAUGUUUCGCGUUAUCAUUACCAAAAAAAAUAUAAGUAAAUUUAAAUGUUACUAAUUAAUGUAGUAACCCGGGUAUCGCCCGGGCCCAAAAACUAGUUAUCUCUAUUAUAUAAAGGAACAGCUGAGGGCAUAAGAGUAAAAUAACUUUUCGUGUCCCCCUGUAAAUUGACGAAAUUACCCCCUAAUUAAACCCAGCCCCCAGCCUCACUCUCACAUGCACAUAGCUCUCUUUCUCUCUCCUAGGUCUUCGGCGUCCCUGACCCUUCCUGCUCCCUCCCGUUUUCUCUCUCUUUCCUCUUCAUCUUCUUUGAUCUUCUUCCUCUAAUCCUCUUCCACCAAACCCCAUCCCAUUCUAAACUCUAAAUAUUUCGGCUCUCUUUCACUGCACACACACACGCUCUUUCUCCUCCGCCUCUCGCCGUCACCAUCACCAUUACCAUCACCGCCUGAUCUUCUAGAGAUUCAGGUGAGAUUUUAACAACUUUGUAUAAAUUUUCAUUUUUUUCCAAUUGUUCUGGAGAUUUUGUUUAUUUGAUGUGUUUUUUUUUCCGAUUUUUAUUGUUUUUUCCAAUUGUUUAGAGAGAUAUUUUUAUUCUGGAGUCCUAGCCAUUCCGAUUUUUAAAAUAUUGUGGGAUUGAAUAGAGAGAUUUAGAGAUAUUUGUUUUUCUAAAAAAUACAUUUUUCGGGUUUAAUUUUAUCGGGAAAGUUUAGAAAUUUGUUGUAAUGUCGACGAAAAUGGGUACGGCGAAGGAUUUAGCGGAGAAAAUGAGGUUGAUGGGUGCACCAGGUGGACAUUAUUGAGCCAAAAAAAUCGAAUGUUUGUGCAAAAGAUUGUUAUUGCCAGGUAAAGAGGCCGAUCUUCGCCGUCAGGUUUUUUGCGUAACUUUAUCUCUUUGUCUCUUGAUUUUCAUGGUAGAAUUGUUGAAAUUUACUGUAAAACAAUGUUUUUUUAUGUUGUAAUAGUGAUAUUUAGGGUUUAAUUGGUGUUGUUUGUUGGUAGAAAUAUCCUCAUUUUUUUGUGUUGAACGUGGAAUUUUCGUAUUUUUAGUAAAAAGCAGUGUGAUUAUUUUCAGUUAUUAUGAUUUAUGGGAAUGAAUAAGUAGGGGUUAGUUUAUGUGGUUCAAUGAUGUGUUUCUCUAUUUUUUUCGUUUGAUUACAUAAAAUUUUGUAUUUGUUGCAUAGAAAUGUGAUUUUUUAUAGUAACAGUGAUGAUUUGUAAUAUUAUGAAUUAUUUGGGUUAAUUUUUGGUGAUUAAUUGUUUGAUUGGUUAUAUGUGGAAGUAAUUGUUAUAGUAAUAUUGAUAGUUUGUAAUAUUAAGAUUUUUUCGGUUAAUUUUGGUGAUUAAUUGUUUUGAUUGGUUAUGUACGAAAGAAUUAUGUUUGGUACUGUGAUUAUUGUAUUUAUUUAUUUUUUGGUUGUGAAACAGUGAUUAUUACAAAGGCUUCAACUUUGAUUCAAAAUUGAAAUGUGAAGUUCUAUUUUCUUAGGUAAAUAAUCAUACAAUUGGAUAAUUAGGGAUGUAGGAUAUGGAAAUGAUAGGUUUUUUGCGAGAAAUUAUUAGGAAUAUGCAAAUAAUGAAGUAUGAUCUUGGUACAAGAAUACUGCUAGGAAUGUAAGGUUUAUUAUUUCUAGAUCGAGUCUUUUUGUUCAAGUAUGAUUCUGUUUAAUGCGUUGUUUGAAUUUUUGUAGAAAUCUUUGAAUUUAAUUCUAUUGAUUCAUUCGUUUGGCUCAUUUGAAUGAUGCUGGUCUAUUCAUUCGUUUGGCUCAUUCGAAUUUCAUGCUGAUCUAUAUGCUUUCCACAUCAUUAUUGUCUCAAGUCCAUCAUUAUUGCUUUGAUGGUGCUGAUCUAUUCAUUCGUUUGGCUCAUUCAGAACUAGGUGAACACUGAAACGACCUCCCUCCUGUAUUUAUAAUUUCACCAUAUGUAUGCUUACCAUAUCACUGUUGUCUCAAGUCCAUAUUACAUCACUAUUUUCUAAUUACAAAAUUAUUUGUGACAACAUCAUGUCUAUCGUAGAACUAGUCACAUAUGUAUGACAGAGCAGUGAGUGUUGUACACAUGCCUCAUUUAUAUACUCCUUGCUAUAUUUAUCCAAGAGGGAUUCAUUUAAUGAUUAAUUAUAAGCCAGUUAUUCAUAAGGGCUUGAGACAUUAUUGAGCAACUCAUUGACCCGGUAUUCUUUCUACAUGUUGUGAAUUUUUACUUCGAUGCUAUGAAUUAGUACUUCCAUGCUCGAAGUUAGUGUAAUAUUUUUCUUUCAUUCUUGAAUUGAGGAAUAACUUAGUAAUAUUUUUCUUCCAUUCUUAAAUUGAGGAUUAACUGAUUUGGAUUCUAUAUGCAGCACCAAGAGUCACAAGUUGGUAAUGGCAAUAAGUACAUAUCUUUUGAGUAUAAAGUGGGUUCUGAUUCCAUGAGAAAUGCUUCUUCCUCGGAUCACAAAAGUCAUUAAGUGGAUUUUUGAUUCAUAUCUCUAAUGAUUAAUAGCAACUUUACCCAUAUAUAGGAUUAUUUUACGCCUUAACAACAGAGUGUGGAAAUAGACCCUUAUCUUUCAAGUGCUCAAAAGAAAAAAAAGCAGGAUGUUUAAUUUAAAGAUAAGAAAUAAUGAAGUUAAUUAAUUUGAGUAGAAUUAUUUGAUAGUCAGCUUAUCUCAAGAAAGUGAAAACCUGGUUAUUAGUUUUUCUUAUUUGUUGUUCCGCUAUGUUUUCUUGGAUUUAAGUUCCAGCAUUGUAACAUUGUCUUUUGGGAUUUUCAUUUGAAGCAUUUGUGGCUAUUUGUCUGGUGUUGGGUAUUAUUGUUACUGAUUGCGAAAAUUUAAAAGACCUCUGUUGCAUUCUUGAUUUUGGAUUUUUACUGCAUUUUCGAUUUGGAUUUAUGAAUAUAGUAAUAAAGCAAUGGUAUAAACAGGAUGUAUACAAAGGUACGGAGGAAGAAGGAAGGAGGAAAAUGGAAGAAAUAAGGGUUGAAAAUCUUAGGGAGAAAGGCUAUGAUGCUCAAGAUGAAGCCUUUGAGAGAGCCAAAGCUGACAGCGAGGCAGCCGCAUUGAGGGGAGAUGAAGCAAAGAACAGUAUAUUGGGGGAAAUAGGUUGUUUAACAGAUGCUAUGAAAAGCAAGCUUUCAAUGCCGAGUGAAAUAGCAGACGAGAAGAGAAGGAACCAGAAGAAGGGCGGUGAAGAAAAGAUAGUGGCGGUGAUUAUGGAGGAGUCGAGUCCUGGUGCCGCACCAGAUCUUCUGAAGGUUGCUGACCAGAUAACCGGGAAGGGUUAUACGAUGUUGGAAAGAUGGGGGAGGAAGGGACGACUUCCCUACGAGGCGCCGUUAAUUAAUUAGCUAGCAGCCUAAUUAGCUAGCAGUCUAGAAGUUUCCUGGUGGAUAUGACAAACUUACUAGAUGGAUUUGACCAUGGGUGUUUUUGUAGGCAGGUGUGUUGGUUGUUUCUAUGUCAUAUCAUCUUUUGCUAAACUUUGGCUUUUGAGACUGAUGUUGCUAAACUUUAGCUUUUGAGACCGAUGUUGCUAAACUUUAGCUUUUGAGACUGAUGUUGCAAGUUUGGUCAUUCUGCUUCGUAUGGUUUCCGGGGGUAAUCUAUUAGGAGUAUGUAUUUACUCAUUUCGACCUGUAGUGUACUUUUGUGUUACAUUGUUUGUGAGGAUGCUCUAACCGUACCCCAUAGAAUAAGUACAGUAUGUAGUUUGAUUAGUUUCCUU